This is a messenger RNA of Penicillium canariense, 327 nucleotides long. RefSeq lists its product as uncharacterized. The transcript is spliced from 2 exons. The record is from RefSeq and is a predicted model, not a curated record. The coding region runs from base 1 to 327 and encodes 108 amino acids. NCBI's taxonomy places the organism in Eukaryota, Fungi, Ascomycota, Eurotiomycetes, Eurotiales, Aspergillaceae.
AUGUGCUGGAGGUGGCGGACACUUGGCCAGUGCACCGGGCAUGGGGCGAGCCGUGGUGAUGAGGUGCGGGAGUCGACACCCGUCGCAACCGAAUAUGAGUCCUUCAUGUACGGAGAACGCCGUGCAGACCGGCUACUGGUCUCGCCGGAGGAGACAGGGGGGAUCCACCACCUGGUCUACCGUGCUCCGUGCUCCGUCCUCCGUACUCCGUACGCCGUGUACCGGGUCAGGCCUACGGAUCGAUCGAUGCUGGCGCUGACGGGAACGGCUGGUCUCGGUCAUGACCGGUCCCUGAACCUGGACCUGAACUGCACGCUGCGCCCCUGA